CAUCAAGGGGACACCGGUAGCUAGCGUCAUCCCGAAUCAGAAAUACGCUUUCUUUCAAUAUACAUGUUGGUCUGUGCCAGAUUUGUUUAUCUGUUCCAUCAAUAUGGUAAGACUCCCUCCCUAAUUCUUAUUUUUCCAACGGUUGAGUUACGUUUGGGCAUAGAAUUUAGCGUCCUGUCCAGUAGCUAUCAAGACAAGCUCCCUCACGCUACAGAAACAGGUGAAAUAUUGGCCUACCAUCGGCCAUUCUGGCUCAUACAUUACUUUAUUUACUGUGUGUCUCGAAAACACAGCUGCUGUCAAACCAGUGUUCAGUAAGCUCUGAGCCUGAUGCAUCUGUCCUCUUAAGGAAUAAAUAACUAUUAGAAUCAACACAGUCUCAAAUCUUGCAAAUGAAUGUUAGAGAGGAUGAUGACACAGAGACAGAUAGGCCUGCAGGCAAUUCCAGAACCCUCACCUUGGCGGUGUGCUCCGCUGCCAUCGGUGGCACCUUCCAGUACGGCUACAACCUCUCCAUCAUCAACGCCCCCACCAACCACAUCCAGAGGUUCAUCAAUGACACAUACUGGGAGCGCUGGGGAACCGGCCUAGACACCUCCCAGGUGACCCUGCUGUGGACCGUGAUCGUGUCUGCCUUCUCCCUGGGUGGCCUGACCGGGGCUCUUCUGGCAGGACCCAUGGCUGUCCGCUGUGGCAGGAAGAACUCACUACUUCUCAAUAACUCUUUCUUGUUCCUCGGUGCAGUCCUCGCCCUUACCAGCAGGGCGGCGAGGUCAGUUGAGAUGAUUAUUUUUGCCCGCCUGCUAGUAGGGGUCAACGCUGGAGUGAGCAUGAACGUCCAGCCCAUGUAUUUCGUAGAGAGCGCCCCCAAACACCUGCGUGGCGCUGUGGCCUUCUCCUCGGCCGUGUUCACUGCAUUUGGGAUCUUCCUGGGCCAGGUGGUGGGUCUAACGGAGCUGUUGGGUACCGAGCCCCUCUGGCCCUACCUCCUGGCCAGCAAUGCCCUCCCAGGCCUCCUCCAGCUACUCACCCUGCCCUGGUUCCCUGAGAGCCCCCGCUACCUGCUCAUGGACCGGAGGAACAAGGAGGCGUGCGCCCGGGCUCUGGGUAGGUUCCGCGGUGGGGCUGACUUCAGCCUGGAGAUGGAGGAGAUGCUGCAGGAGCAGGCUGACGCCGGUGGGGCCACGGCCAAGAGUCAGACUCCCUGGGACCUGUUCUCCAACCGCUCCCUCCACCCCCAGCUACGCACUGUGAUGGCUGCUAGCAGUGCCAUGAUGCUGUGUGGUAAUGACUCCAUCUACUUCUAUGCCUCGUACAUCUUCCUAGCAGCAGGGAUCCCUGUGGAGAAGGUCCAGUAUGUUUCUAUCGGCACUGGGGCCUGCGAGUUCACUGCUGCCGUCGUGUGUAACCUGCUGGUUGAGCGUGUGGGCCGCAGGAUGCUCCUCAGUGGCGGAUACGCCCUGAUGGCGGUCUGGGCGCUGGUCUUCACCCUGGCCCUGACCCUCCAGGGCUACUCUGUCCCAGGGAUGCCCUAUCUCAGCAUGGCCUGUGUGUUCUGCUAUAUCCUCAGCUUCGGUAUGGGCCCUGCCGGGGUUACGGGAAUCUUGCCUGCUGAGAUCUUUGACCAGACGGCUCGGCCUGCGGCCUACAUGGUGGCUGGGUCCCUCAUGUGGAUCAACCUCUUGAUAGUAGGCAUGGCUUUUCCAUUCAUAGUGAGUUACCUCAAUGCGCUCUGCUUCAUCCCGUUCUGUUGCGUCUGUGUGGCGACCUCUUUGUUUGUGGGCCUCACUCUGCCCGAGACCAAGGGCAGGACACUGGCUGAGAUCACAGCAGAGUUUGAUAGGAGGAGUCUUUUGAAGAAGGGCCCAGAGAAGCAGGGGCCCGAGCCCAUGAAGGAGCAAUAUCAGCUGGAUGACAGAGUCAUUGCAUUGCAAGAGGUCACCAUUCCAAAGGGUAUGGAGGCCACUACAGUUAAACAGAUCAUAACACAUUUGUUUGGAUUGAAUUCUGCUAAUGUGACACAGACAUUUAAGAUAAGAAACCAAAAGGGCUGUCUGAUUCCAUUCAACAGCUUUAUACCGGUGAACAGCAAGCACAUGCCAUAUGUGCUGGAAGUGGCAACAGUCUUUCAGCAUGUCAUUCCAAAACCACGGACCAUUGCCAUGACAGUAAUCAAUAAAAGUAUGCGAACAAGACUACAAGGUGUUGUCAGAAGGAUAGUGAGACUUGAAGAACUGUUUCCUCAGAUUAAAUUAAGACGUCAUGAGAAAAUUUAUCAGGAAAUAGAGUUGCUGAACCAACAGUUGAGAUUUCUUCAUAAAAGAAUGCAGAUGGCUGAUUCUCACAGCUGGAUGGGGAUGUUCAUCAGAACCCCUAUGUGGUAGAACAAAACACCUAGCCCCAACAUGUUUUAUGUACUUUCCAUUUGUUUAUACUGUCAAAUCUGCUCAUAUGGCUAUGGUAAAAUUAAGAGUAAUGGUAAAUCUGGUUAAUAUAUAUACCUAUUAUGACAUUGUAUUAUCUGUAGUGUAGCAUAUCUUGAAAAUGUAUGAGUUUGAGUGGUGUAGAAAAUCAAUUUGCUGUUGGAGGUAUAAAAUGUUCACCCCCCCAAAAAAACUGAGCUUAUUAGUAUUUUGGGCACGGUAGUUCCAACUAGCCUUUGUACAAGUCUGUUUGUGCGAUCAUUCCACCACCUGACGUGGCAAGGAGUAGAAUGAUAUCACAAACAGACUUGUACCCAGGCUAGCUCCAAACCACUUGCGGUAUAAAACGAUUGGCAUGAUGCUUUAGUGCUUUGCUACAUGAUUGUGCAACCUUUCCAUCCCCAUUACUGAUGAAAUAAAAAGGGUUUUUGUCAACUUUA
Oncorhynchus nerka (sockeye salmon) is the source of this 2863-nucleotide messenger RNA. RefSeq names its product solute carrier family 2, facilitated glucose transporter member 11-like. NCBI's taxonomy places the organism in Eukaryota, Metazoa, Chordata, Actinopteri, Salmoniformes, Salmonidae. The transcript has 9 exons. The record is from RefSeq and is a predicted model, not a curated record. Bases 393 to 2384 code for a protein of 663 amino acids. Gene Ontology annotation, molecular function: hexose transmembrane transporter activity. Gene Ontology annotation, cellular component: plasma membrane. Gene Ontology annotation, biological process: monosaccharide transmembrane transport.